This is a messenger RNA of Helianthus annuus (common sunflower), 1822 nucleotides long. RefSeq names its product cytochrome P450 CYP72A219. NCBI's taxonomy places the organism in Eukaryota, Viridiplantae, Streptophyta, Magnoliopsida, Asterales, Asteraceae. Gene Ontology annotation, molecular function: heme binding; oxidoreductase activity, acting on paired donors, with incorporation or reduction of molecular oxygen; monooxygenase activity. The transcript is spliced from 5 exons. The record is from RefSeq and is a predicted model, not a curated record. The coding region runs from base 87 to 1652 and encodes 521 amino acids.
UCUCUCCCCCUCUCUCUCUCUCUCUCUCUCCCUCUCUAUAUAUACACACUAAUGUCCCUUCCAACAAUAUGAGAAUUUAAAGCACUAUGGAUGCUAUAACAAACACAUUUGCUCUCUCAUGUGCUAUAGUAGUUGUACUAUGUGCAUGGAAGAUUGUAAACAUGAUAUGGGUGAGACCAAAGAAGCUAGAGAAAUUUCUGAAGAAUCAAGGUUUCAAAGGAAACAAAUACAGGUUUUUGUUUGGGGACAUGAAAGAAUUGUCUAUGAUGUUUCAACAAUCCAAAUCUAACUCUAAGCAUAUCGAUAUCGAUGAUGGAGAUGAAGUUCUAUCACACGUUGUCGGUUUCCCCCUUCAAUCUCUGAAAAAACAUGGAAGAAGCUACAUCACGUGGAUGGGAUGGAAGCCAAGAGUGACUAUUAUGGACCCAGAACUCAUCAAAGAUGUGUUAACAAAGAUUAAUGACUUCCAAAAGCUAAAAAGCAAUCCCUUUGUUAUGUUACUAGCGUCAGGAAUAGUGACCUUGGAAGGGGAUAAGUGGGCCAAACAUAGAAAACUAAUGAACCCUGCUUUCCAUAUGGAGAAGCUAAAGAAUAUGGUUUCUGCUUUCCACUUGAGUUGUGAUGAAAUGAUUGGGAAGUGGGAGAACUUUGUUUCGUCAAACGGAUCUUCCGAGUUGGACGUUUGGCCUCAUCUUCAAACUUUAACCAGUGAUGUGAUAUCAAGAACCGCGUUUGGAAGUAGUUAUGAAGAAGGAAUUCAUAUAUUUGAACUUAUAAGAGAACAAAGUGAACUUGCAAUGGAGGCAUUGCAGUCGCUUUACAUCCCUGGAUCUAGGUUUCUUCCAACAAAGAGGAACAGGAGGAUGCAAGCAAUAGAUAAAGAAGUAAAAUGGUCUAUAAGAAGUAUUAUCGACAAGAGACUCAAGGCAAUGAAGGCGGGUGAAGGUAACUAUCAUGAUUUGCUGGGAAUAAUGCUGGAAUCUAACAUCAAAGAGGUCGAGCAAUAUCAAAACAAGACUCAUGGAAUGACCAUCGAUGAAGUUAUUGAAGAAUGCAAACUUUUUUACUUUGCUGGACAAGAAACAACAUCUAGCUUGAUUGUAUGGACAAUGAUAUUAUUGAGUAGACAUCAAGAAUGGCAGUCGCGUGCUAGAGAAGAGGUGUUGAAUGUUCUCGGGGACAAAGAUAAAGACAUAGACGUAGAUGGGCUAAAUCAUCUCAAAGUUGUGAAUAUGAUCUUCUACGAAGUAUUAAGGCUAUAUCCUCCUGUUACUGGACUUGCCCGCGGGGCUGCCAAGGAUAUCACACUAGGAAGAUUUACGCUACCAUCUGGACUUCAGAUUGGAUUGCCAAUCAUGCUAAUUCACUACGAUGAACAACUUUGGGGAAGCGAUGCCAAGAAAUUUAAUCCCGAAAGAUUUUCUGAAGGAAUCUCUAAGGCAACCAAAAACCAACUCAUUUACUUUCCCUUUAGUUGGGGACCUCGGAUCUGCAUUGGACAAAACUUUUCUUUGUUAGAAGCUAAACUUGCCAUUGCAAUGAUCUUACAAAGGUUCUCAUUUGAGUUAUCACCAUCCUAUGUCCAUUCUCCCAGCCUUGUUCUCACUCUUCAACCCCAAUAUGGCGCGCAUCUGAUUUUGCAUAAACUCUAGUCAUCUCUCUUUUUAAGAGUAUCACUAUUUCCGCGUUAUAUGAUACGCGUAUUACUAUUUUCGAGUUCUAUAAUACGCAUGACUAUGUAUUACUAAAGCUACUUUAUUAUGUAGAAACGUUUAUUAAUGUAUAUUGAUAUUAAAAAAGUUAGUUGCAUGAUAGGUUUUUA